Messenger RNA from Arabidopsis arenosa, 886 nucleotides. The record is from the annotation of a GenBank genome assembly. NCBI's taxonomy places the organism in Eukaryota, Viridiplantae, Streptophyta, Magnoliopsida, Brassicales, Brassicaceae.
CCUUUUUGAUCGGCGAAUUUCACGUCAUGGCUACGGCUGUUGGAGGCGGAAGCGAUGUGGAGGUUGGAUUUGCGAAGCUUCAAGGUGAGGAUUUCGAGUACUAUAUGCAGUCUUACUCCAUUAUACUCGGCCGGAAUUCUAAGAAAGCGACCGUCGACGUUGAUCUCUCAUCUCUCGGCGGCGGGUCCAGGUUCCAGGUUCGGGUAAGAAGGCCGUCCGGAGUAGAGAGUUGUAUGAGUUCGAUGUUGAAGAUGAUGAUGUCGACGACGAUGAGGAGGAUAUCAGGGGAAGUGAAAAGAAAACAAGGAGAGAUGGAUAUGAAGCUUGUUUUAGACUUUGAGUAUAAGUUUUAUUGUAGUGAUUGCUACUUGAACCUUGUUAGACUUGGAUUGAAUGAUAGUGACCCCACGACAUUGUAUAUGCCUCAUGUGUGCAGAGAAGAAGAGAUCAAAGAUGUAAAUAUCACAGAGGAGGAAGCAUUUGAGAUUUUGAGGCUGGCUAAUCAAUCCUCAGGAUCCAGUUCUUGCAAUGGAAGCCGUUCUCUCAUAAAUGGAGCAAAGAAUGCUUGGGAUAUGCUUCACGAGGAGGAGUCUUUGCCGCGCAUUACUACAUCUUGCUCUGAUCUUGAUAGCAUUUUGGGUGGUGGAAUAAGCUGUAGGGAUGUUACAGAACAUUAAGUGGUUCUACUGAGCUUGCUCCUGGUCCGCAGGUGAUGGAACUAGCUCAGCAGAAUCAUCUCGAUUCCACCUUUGUCAUUUUGUUGUUAUUUUUAGCAUGUUGUAGAAUACCAGAACCGCUGUAACCUUCCGCAACGGGCACAAUCCUUGGAUAGGUUUCGGAAGAAGAGGAAUUCUAGAUGUUUCGAGAAGAAAGUAAGAUACGGUGU